AUCUCUCAAAUCGAUUAAUACUUAUGUAUACAUACAUAUCUAGAUAAUUCAGCUUGUAUAUGUAAUAAAAGUAAAGUAAGCAAACUGGAUAUAGGUACAUACAUACGUAAAUAUAUUGACAUUCAUCAAACUACACGAACUUCCUUGUUUCUCUUAAACCGAACUGCAUAUGUAAAUACGUCCAUAAAUGUUAACGAACAUUUUGAUAAAAAUACGUGUAUUUAUUUACACAUAUGUAUCUCACUUACAUACAUAAUGCAUUUUUCAUAGAUUACUAAAUAAAACCGUUGCAGGAUGGUUAAUGUAGAAUUGAAAUAAUCUCUUAAAUUUCCAACGCAAAGUGUUAUGUACUUCUUUAUAUGUUAAAACACUAGGCACAAGGAUUAAUAAAAUAACAAUUUCAUACCGCCACGCCCCCAGGGGGAGUUUUAUUGCCAGCCCUCCCAAUUGAUGAGUUAGAUGAAAACUAUUGAUGGGGGUGUAUUCCACUUCCCUAUGUCGAAUUUCGACAAAAUGAUAUCAACAGUUUCGUCAUUUGAAAUGGAGGAGAAUAGCACCCAGUCAAAUAGUUUUUCACCUAACUGGUCAAGGGGGAGGUUGGGACAAAAACUCCUCCCCCGGGGGGCGUGGCGGUAUGAAAUUGUUAUUUUAUGAAUCUUUAUUCGAAUUUUGAGAGGGUAUUUCAGUUGUAGACUGUCGUGCUUUAACAGAAAUAAGUACAUCUUUGUAUUUACUUUAAGCUAUACAAAGGUGCAAAAAGAAAUACGGAACCGCACAAUAAAUUGUUUACCUCGCGAUAAGUAAAAAAAAUAGCACAUCAAAUAUAUCGAGCUUCAAAGUGGGUCAUCCAGUUCUUAGAAAUUAAGUGUUUACGAAAGAUAUCAGAAACUUAUUGACAUGAAUUCCACAAAUUUCUGUAUAUAAAGUCAGUUUGUAGUUAUAUUUUUUUUUGCUAAAAGGCAAAUUGCUGAUUCACAGUUUUCCAUCGAAAAACCAGUUCAUCGACAAUAAUGUCGUUGGGUGUGAGUCGGGCGCAAAUCUAUAAAUUCCUUCCUAAUUUUUCUCAAUCCGUUCAACAUUUCCUGGAACGUGACGGGAUGGAAGCGGUUAAAGAAUUAGGCAAUAUUAUAGUCCGUUAUAAACUCCAUUCACGCCUCGCCGUCUGCCUCGUUCAUACACAUUUUUCUCUCACUGAAUCUGAGAUUUUGGUCGAAGCUGAGGAAAUUGAGACGGGUGUCAAGAUAUCAUCACCCUGGAAAUUAGAAGACAAUAAAUUCAUCCCAUGGUCAACGACUAAUCGGACAAAAAUUCAUCAAACCAUGUGCAUUUUACCGAACACUUGGAUAUUCCAAGGGAACGGGGACCUCAACCCUAUUGAGUUUGAAGCAACGGAAAAUGAGAUAAACGACGAUUCAUUGUUUCCAAAAGAAUUCGUCUCGAGCUUGACUCGAUCAUAUCUCAUGUUAAAACAAUUUAGCGAUGUUUCGGUCCUUGGAAUACGUAAAUAUUCCAACAAAUCGAACCACUUUCGGUAUGAGACGUCACGAUUGGAAGAAAGGGCCAAUUGUACACAUAUUGUUUCCUCGAUGGACAAAAUCCCUGCAUCAAAAACAAUCCCUACAAUUUGGUAUUUUGAUGAUAAGUGUAUACCUUAUCCAGAUAUGUUCUGUGGAGCGUGCAGUAUUUAAUAUAGAUAAAAGCACAUUAUCUAAAUGUGUAGU
Messenger RNA from Folsomia candida, 1721 nucleotides. RefSeq lists its product as uncharacterized. The coding region runs from base 1011 to 1688 and encodes 225 amino acids. NCBI's taxonomy places the organism in Eukaryota, Metazoa, Arthropoda, Collembola, Entomobryomorpha, Isotomidae. The transcript is spliced from 2 exons. The record is from RefSeq and is a predicted model, not a curated record.